Messenger RNA from Siniperca chuatsi (mandarin fish), 2485 nucleotides. RefSeq names its product calpain 9 (gene capn9). The record is from RefSeq and is a predicted model, not a curated record. The coding region runs from base 118 to 2184 and encodes 688 amino acids. The transcript has 20 exons. Gene Ontology annotation, cellular component: cytoplasm. Gene Ontology annotation, biological process: proteolysis. Gene Ontology annotation, molecular function: calcium-dependent cysteine-type endopeptidase activity; calcium ion binding. Lineage: Eukaryota; Metazoa; Chordata; Actinopteri; Centrarchiformes; Sinipercidae.
CCUGCCCUACCGACCUGACAGGCUUGUCCCUGCAUCAAACACACAGCAGCUGACUCCAUCACACACCACCUCACCGCGUCCUCCUUCUCCACUCACUGAGGUUCUUCCCCGAGGAAGAUGCCUGUCCAGUCCACUUUGUCCGGCAGGGGCUCCGGCUCCAUCAAGGCCGAGAACACACAGUCGGACGGGAAGUCGUUUGAGCAGCUGAGGAACGAAUGUUUGCAGAAGGGGGUCCUGUUUGAGGAUCCAGACUUCCCCGCCACCGACUCCUCGCUCUUCUUCAGCCAGAGUGUCCCUGUCCAGAUUCAAUGGAAGAGGCCCAAGGAGCUCUGCGACAACCCAAAGUUCAUCGUCGGUGGUGCAGACAGGACAGACAUUUGCCAAGGAGAGCUCGGAGACUGCUGGCUCCUGGCAGCCAUUGCAUCCUUGACCCUAAAAGAAGACGCCCUGACCCGAGUCGUCCCCCACGACCAGGACUUUGACCACAGAUACGCCGGCAUCUUUCACUUCCAGUUCUGGCAGCACAACAAAUGGCUGGACGUCGUGGUGGACGACAGGCUGCCGUCGGUGAGAAACAAACUCAUCAUGCUUCACUCCGCCUCCAACGACGAGUUCUGGAGCGCCCUGCUGGAGAAAGCCUACGCCAAACUGCACGGCAGCUACGAGUCCCUGAAGGGCGGCAGCACAAUGGAGGCCAUGGAGGACUUUACCGGCGGUGUGGGGGAAGCAUAUGAAACCAAGAGUGCUCCAGACGACCUGUUCUCGAUCAUGAAGAAGGCCCUGGACAGAGGCUCCAUGAUGGGAUGCUCUAUUGAUAUCACCAGCUCUGCCGAGUCUGAGGCCAAGACGACCACCGGCCUGGUGAAGGGACAUGCAUACUCCAUCACAGGCGUGGAGGAGGUGAAUUUCAGAGGUCAGACGGUCCAGCUGAUCCGAAUCAGAAACCCCUGGGGUCAGGUCGAGUGGAAUGGUCCCUGGAGUGACGAUUCCAGAGAGUGGAGUUAUGUUGACAAGGCGGAAAAGAAUCGCAUCCUGCAGAAUUCAGCAGACGACGGUGAAUUCUGGAUGGAGUUUCAGGACUUCAAGAGGAACUACGACAAGGUGGAGAUCUGCAACAUGACCCCUGAUUCCCUGACUGACAACACAAAGCGCGCCUGGGAGGUCAGCCUGUUUGAGGGAAACUGGAUCCGCGGCUCCACCGCUGGAGGCUGCAGGAACUUCAUCGACACAUUUUGGACCAACCCGCAAUUCAAGCUGCAGCUGGAGGACACUGAUGACGAUGACGAUGUGUGCAGCGUAGUGAUCGCUCUGAUGCAGAAGAACAGACGAAAGAUGAGGAAGGAAGGCCUGGACAUGGAGACCAUCGGCUUCGCAGUGUACGAGGCUCCAGAUGACGAUGACCACCUGGGGAAAGAUUUCUUCCGCUACCACUCGUCCAAGGCUCGCAGCAAGACCUACAUCAACAUGCGGGAGGUGUCGGAGCGCUUCACACUGCCUCCUGGGAAAUACCUGCUGGUCCCAACCACCUUCCAGCCCCACCAUGAGGCCGACUUCCUCAUCAGGAUCUUCUCAGAGAAGAAGGCCGAAGCUCUGGAGAUGGGGAGCAAUGUUGAUGCUGACCUCCCAGAUCCGCCUGCUCCCAGCCUUCCAGAAGAGGAAACAAAGGAGGAGAAAGGCCUGAGGAGGCUGUUUGAUCAGCUGGCGGGUGAUGACAAGGCUAUCUCUGUCAGAGAGCUUCAGCAGAUGCUGAAUGGCGUUCUCAGCAGACGAAAAGAGAUCAAAUUUGACGGCCUGAGUCUCAACACCUGCCACAGUAUUAUCAACCUGAUGGAUGUGGACAACACAGGGAAGCUGGAGUUCCAAGAGUUUAAGGUCUUCUGGGAAAAGAUGAAGAAGUGGAUUAUGCUCUUCUUGUCCUUCGACAGCGACCGCUCAGGGAAGAUGUCGUCCUACGAGCUUCGCAGUGCUCUCAAAGCCGCAGGCAUGCAGCUGAACAACAGGCUCCUGCAGCUGAUCGGCUUGAGGUUUGCUGACGAGAACUACGACAUCGACUUCGACGACUACCUCACCUGCAUCGUCCGUCUGGAGAACAUGUUCAGAGUUUUCCAGGCGAUGGAUAAAUCCAACAAGGGACGUGUGAACAUGAACAUCAUGCAGUUCCUGAUGCUGUCCAUGAAUGUCUGAGCAGAAGCUGGAAGCAAACAGAAGCCACGGGAAGAACAAAACACAGUCCCGGAGCGCAGUGUGUUGAAUACUCGGGCCGUAAUGGUGCAUGCACGCAUUUUCUUUAUGAUGUUUCAAAUUCUCAAAAUCUAUCUGCUUUUUUGAGCAAAUAAUGUGAGAUAACUUUCUGCGCUGAAGUAUUGGAACGGUGGGAGCAGAUGUUAAAGUUUACUGACUUGUGCUUUUGGACAAAACAUUGUUUUAUUUUCUCUGUUCUCUGCAUGAAUGGAAAUACAUUUUGAAUUAAACGUCUGGCUUUUCA